AUGAAGGCCGUUUCCCGAGUCUUGACGGCUGCUCUAGCCGCGGUAUCGUUCUUCGGUUCUGCCCUUGCACAGAGCUCAACGCCCACAACCUUCACUGAUGCGGAUACUGGCAUCAUCUUCAACACAUGGUCCGUCCCUGAGAGCUCGACCAAGGGCGGCCUGACCUUUGGUGUGGCACUGCCGUCCGACGCCCUCUCUGUUGAUGCUACCGAGUUCAUCGGUUAUCUGCAAUGCUCCUCCAAGGAUGCAAAACAGACUGGCUGGUGUGGCAUGUCUCUAGGCGGCCCGAUGACCAAUAACCUCUUGCUCAUGGCCUGGCCCAACGAUGGCAAGAUCCUGACCUCGUUCCGCUACUCCUCUGGGUACAGCAUGCCAGAUGUCUACACCGGCAACGCCAAGCUCACCCAGAUCUCCUCGACCAUCACCGACAGCCACUACACCCUCAUCUUCCGGUGCCAGAACUGCCUGGCCUGGAGCAUGAACGGCAGCAGUGGCAAGGCCUCGACCAGCAAGUCCCUUCUGGUUCUCGGCUGGUCCCAGGCCUUCCCCGCGCCGGGAAACCCCAGCUGCCCCGAGCAGAUCACCCUGCUGCAGCACGACAACGGCCAGGGCAUCUGGGGAGGCCAGCUGAACAAGGACGUCGCCAACCCUUCGUACACGGCCUGGGCUGCCCUCGCGACCAAGACGGUCACGGGUAGCUGCGGUGGUCCCGUCACCACCUCUAUCGCCGCCACGCCCGUCCCGACCGGCACCACGUUCGACUACGUCGUGGUCGGCGGGGGCGCUGCUGGCAUCCCCAUCGCGGACAAGCUCAGCGAGUCCGGCAAGAGCGUGCUGCUCAUCGAGAAGGGGUUCCCUUCCUCCGGGCGAUGGGGCGGUAAGCUUAAGCCGACGUGGCUGGACGGCACCAACCUCACGAGGUUCGAUGUCCCCGGUCUCUGCAACCAGAUCUGGGUCGACUCGACGGGCAUUGCUUGCACAGACACCGACCAGAUGGCUGGCUGCGUCCUCGGUGGCGGUGCUGCUAUCAACGCUGGUCUCUGGUGGAAGCCUUACACUCUGGACUGGGACACCGACUUCCCGGCCGGCUGGCGCGCGUCGGACAUGGCCGCCGCCACCAAGCGCGUCUUCUCGCGCAUCCCGGGCACCGACGCGCCCUCGGCCGACGGCAAGGUCUACAUCCAGGAGGGCUUCGACGUGCUGGCCGGCGGCCUCGCGGCCGGCGGCUGGAGGCAGGUGAGCGCCAACGACGCGCCGGGCCAGAAGAACCGCACGUUCGCGCGCACGCCCUACAUGUUUGCGCACGGCGAGCGCGGCGGGCCCAUGGCGACGUACCUCGUCAGCGCGGCGGGGCGGCCCAACUUCAAGCUGUGGAUGAACACGGCCGUCAGGCGCGUCGUGCGCGACGGCGGGCACGUCACGGGCCUCGAGGUCGAGGCCUUCCGCGACGGCGGGUACGUCGGCACCGUCAACCUGACGGCCGUCACUGGCCGCGUCGUCCUCUCGGCGGGCACCUUUGGCAGCGCCAAGAUCCUCAUGCGGAGCGGCAUCGGCCCCAAGGAUCAGCUGCAGGUCGUCCAGAACUCGUCGGCGGACGGGUCGACGAUGAUCGACCAGAAGAGCUGGAUCGACCUGCCUGUUGGGUAUAAUCUUAUUGAUCACACCAACACUGACACUGUUGUCUCCCACCCUGACGUGGUCUUUUAUGAUUUCUACCAGGCCUACACUGAUCCCAUCCCGUCGGACAAGGAUCACUACCUGAAUGGUCGCACCGGUAUCCUCACCCAGGCUGCUCCCAACAUUGGUCCUAUCUUCUGGGACGAGAUCAAGGGCUCCGAUGGCAUCGUCAGGCAACUCCACUGGACUGCUAGAGCCGAGGGCAGCGCCGGCGUACCUAACGGAACCACCUCAACAACAGAGGCCAUGACCAUGAGCCAGUACCUCGGCCGCGGCAUGACCUCGCGCGGGCGCAUGACCAUCACGCCUGCGCUGUCGACCGUCGUCUCGACCGUGCCCUACCUGCGUGACCCGCACGACACCGAGGCCGUCAUCCAGGGCAUCAAGAACCUGCAGGCCGCGCUCAGGAACGUCAAGAACCUGACCUGGAACUACCCCGACGCCAACACCACCGUCGAGGACUUUGUCAACAACAUGCUCGUCUCGUACUCGAACCGCCGCGCGAACCACUGGAUGGGCACGGCCAAGCUGGGCAGCGACGACGGCCGGCUGAACGGCGGCACGGCCGUCGUGGACCUCGACGCGCGCGUCUGGGGCACCGACAACCUCUUCGUCGUCGACGCCUCCAUCUUCCCGGGCAUGGUGACGACCAACCCGACGUCGUACAUCGUCAUCGCCGCCGAGCGCGCCUCGGAGCGCAUCCUCGCGCUGCCCGACAACCGCGCCGCCAAGAGGUACGGGCAGUGCGGCGGCAGGAACUUCAACGGGCCGUUCCUCUGCGAGCCGGGCACCAGGUGCACGGCGCAGAACGAGUACUACUCGCAGGUGAGCUUUCGCUUCUCUUCCUUUUCUCCUUCGGCCGUUAUGGAGAGAUGCGUUGGGUGCGGAUGUGCUGACCUUGUCUCCGCCGCGAUGUAG
Messenger RNA from Thyridium curvatum, 2595 nucleotides. RefSeq lists its product as uncharacterized. Gene Ontology annotation, biological process: carbohydrate metabolic process. NCBI's taxonomy places the organism in Eukaryota, Fungi, Ascomycota, Sordariomycetes, Thyridiales, Thyridiaceae. Gene Ontology annotation, cellular component: extracellular region. The transcript is spliced from 9 exons. Gene Ontology annotation, molecular function: cellulose binding; flavin adenine dinucleotide binding; oxidoreductase activity, acting on CH-OH group of donors. The coding region runs from base 1 to 2595 and encodes 864 amino acids. The record is from RefSeq and is a predicted model, not a curated record.